ACAAUUUUAAUAUACAAGGCUUAAUUUGGAUUUGCAGCGUGAAAGGGAAACUGACAAUGGAGUUGAAGGAUCAUGUCCCCGAGCUAACAACUGCCUCCAGAGAGGAAGCCGUGGCUAAUAAAGAAAUUGUGAAGUUUGAUCCAAGCCGAAUGAUUGGUAUUAUCAAAAGGAAGGCCUUGAUAAAAGAGUUAGCUGCUGCGUACCAUGCUGAAUGUAUUGCCUGUGGUCAGGAACUUUUGCAACUUCAGAAAAAGUUGGAAGAGCAGCAGUAUGCGGAAAGAAAAGCUCCAGAGGAGACAAGAAAGGCGCUGAAAAGGCCAAAGAAACGAUCAAAGAAAGAACACUAAGUUUUGAUGAACCGUCUUCAGAUUGCUCGUUAACGAUUUUAAUAACUGCAGCUCAGCUUUGUAGUGUUUAUAACACCAAUCUGUUUGUAAACUACAGUUGUACCCUCUUUUUCCUUUUAUGAUAUAUGUAUUGAUGUGAUAUAUAUGACGUUUUUGAUGAGGUACUUAUUAAAUAAAAGUGAAAGAAGGAAAUAUCUUUUUGUUUUGA
This is a messenger RNA of Dendrobium catenatum, 555 nucleotides long. RefSeq lists its product as uncharacterized. Lineage: Eukaryota; Viridiplantae; Streptophyta; Magnoliopsida; Asparagales; Orchidaceae. The coding region runs from base 57 to 347 and encodes 96 amino acids. The transcript is spliced from 3 exons. The record is from RefSeq and is a predicted model, not a curated record.